Dipodomys ordii (Ord's kangaroo rat) is the source of this 3276-nucleotide messenger RNA. Its product is annotated as heterogeneous nuclear ribonucleoprotein F-like. Gene Ontology annotation, cellular component: ribonucleoprotein complex; nucleoplasm. Lineage: Eukaryota; Metazoa; Chordata; Mammalia; Rodentia; Heteromyidae. Gene Ontology annotation, biological process: regulation of RNA splicing. Bases 468 to 1715 code for a protein of 415 amino acids. Gene Ontology annotation, molecular function: RNA binding. The transcript is spliced from 2 exons. The record is from RefSeq and is a predicted model, not a curated record.
CGGAGGACAAAAAAAAAACCCCAGGAAAGCCAGAGAGCCAGGCCGGAGCGCGGGCGGGGGAGGAGGAGAGGCCUAGUGACAGCGAGGCGGGACGGGACGAGUAUGUUACGGGCGGAGGAUUCCUGAAGGAGACACUUUUUAAUUUUUCAGUGGUUUUUUGGCGCGCUGGAGGCGUCGCGCGCCGAGCGUCGCCGACGUGGUGGCGUCAUCACCGGGCGGCGGUUAAGAACUGAAAGAAGAUGCACCUGGACUUUCCCCGGAGCCUUCUGCAUUUUUAAUCAUCAGGUGGAAUCUAGGGUUCUCUGGCCCUAAACCAUAUUUGUUUGACAAAAGUAGAAAUUAGUUCUACCUUAGUGGACAAAUUGUUGCCUACCAUAACUGUCUCCCAUUGAAGGCUUCUGUGACUGCUCUUUAAGCUACAAAACUCUGUGCUCAACUUUGUCUGACAUCUGUCCUGUCGAGUGUUCAUGAUGCUGGGCCCUGAGGGAGGUGAAGGCUUUGUGGUCAAACUCCGUGGCUUGCCAUGGUCCUGCUCAAUUGAGGACGUGCAGAACUUUCUCUCCAACUGCACGAUUCACAAUGGGGUUGCAGGUGUCCAUUUCAUUUAUACUAGAGAAGGCAGGCAGAGUGGUGAGGCUUUUGUUGAACUUGAAUCACAAGAUGAUGUAAAAUUGGCCCUGAAAAAAGACAGGGAAAGCAUGGGCCACCGGUACAUCGAGGUGUUCAAGUCACAUAGAACCGAGAUGGAUUGGGUGUUGAAGCACAGCGGCCCAAACAGCGCUGACUGUGCCAACGAUGGCUUCGUGCGGCUCCGGGGCCUCCCAUUUGGAUGCACAAAGGAAGAAAUCAUUCAGUUCUUCUCAGGGUUGGAAAUCGUGCCAAAUGGGAUCACAUUGCCAGUGAAUGCUGAGGGCAAGAUUACAGGGGAGGCCUUCGUGCAGUUUGCCUCACAGGAAUUAGCUGAGAAGGCUCUAGGAAAGCACAAGGAGAGAAUAGGGCACCGCUAUAUUGAAGUGUUCAAGAGCAGUCAGGAGGAGGUUAGGUCCUACUCAGAUAUGCCUCUCAAGUUUAUGUCUGCACAGCGGCCAGGGCCCUACGACCGGCCUGGCACAGCCCGGAGAUACAUGGGCAUUGUGAAGCAGGCAGGCCUGGAUCGGAUGAGGUCCAGCGCCUACAGUGCAGGCUAUGGGGGCUACGAGGAGUAUAGUGGCCUCAGCGACAGCUAUGGCUUCACCACCGACCUGUUUGGGAGAGACCUCAGCUACUGUCUCUCCGGAAUGUAUGACCAUAGAUAUGGAGACGGCGAGUUCACCGUGCAAAGCACCACGGGCCACUGCGUCCACAUGAGAGGGCUGCCCUACAAAGCCACCGAGAACGACAUUUACAACUUCUUCUCUCCACUCAACCCCGUGAGAGUCCAUAUUGAGAUUGGCCCAGAUGGAAGAGUGACAGGAGAGGCUGACGUGGAGUUUGCUACCCAUGAAGAAGCUGUGGCGGCGAUGUCCAAAGACAGGGCCAACAUGCAGCACAGAUACAUAGAACUCUUCCUGAAUUCCACCACAGGGACCAGCAAUGGGGUGUAUAGCAGCCAGGUGAUGCAGGAAAUGGGGGUGUCUGCUGCCCAGGCCACCUACAGUGGCCUGGAGAGCCAGUCAGUGAGUGGUUGCUAUGGGACCGGCUACAGCGGUCAGGAUAACAUGGGAGGGUAUGACUAGUUUUGUAGGAGCAGUUGAGUUAAUUGAAUUUUCACAGGCAGCCAGUUAGCAGUGAAAAGCAGUUUAUACUAGAGGAAGCUGUGGGACCCAUUUUACACCAUGAGUUUGUGAAAUAUAGAUUUAAAAAUUACUUAGUGUUUUUUCAUGCAAACUUUUCUUCUAGCAUGUGAUAUUGAAUAAACUAAAACUUUUUUCUUCCACUUUUCUUGAUUAACAUUUUUGCUAGUAUACUUCAGAGUGCUGUUAUCUGAGUUCAAGUAGUUGAAGUAUGUGCAGGGUGGAUCUUCACCCACAGGAGCACAGUGGGGACGUGUACUUUUUGGAGAUCUCAAAGGUGCUAGAUCCCUAAUCAACGAGCAGCAGUUCUCAUGUUUGUUCAUUCUAGUUUAUACUUUCAUUUAAUAUCUUUUAGGUUAGGUUAAGUUUUAAGUUUUUUAAAAGUUAGUUUUGAGAAUUGAGACACAAUACUAAUACUGUAGGAAUUGGUGAGGCCUUGACUUAAAGCUUUCUUUGUACUGUGAUUUCCUUUUGGGUGUAUUUUGCUAAGUGAAACUUGUUAAAUUUUUUUGUUAACUGAAUUUUUUUCUUAAAAUAAAAAAUUUUUCACAAUGAAAAAAUAUGUAUAUGUAUAUAUGCUAUAAACAUUAGGUCUGAUUUUGUUACUCAUAUCCUCAUCCACAGCUAGGCCUUAGACCUAAUCAUGUCAGAGCUGCCCAUUUUUAAAAUCGAAAAGCCUAUGUUCUGAAGUCAGUUCUGUUUUUCCAGCACGCCUACCUAAUCACUACAUCAACACCGUAGUCCUUUGGCAUCUCCCAGUUUCCCCUUUUUAUUGGCCUGUACAGCUGGUUUAUGAUCAUCAAUGUUAUUCUCUUAAACUUGGGGCUGUUCCCUGGGCCCUUGGCCAUUUUAUUACACUUUCCCAGCAAGGCCAGUCCUGCUUAAAUUUUCCUAGACAUGGUUGGUGACUGGCCAUUCCCAGAUGAUUUUUCUUGUUGGCACCAUUUAAAACAGCUCAAAUCUCCCAUCCAAUUGAGCAACAAAACACUCAUGUGGCUUGUUUCUAGCUCUUAUCUGUAGCAUCCCCUACAUUACCCUGCAGCAGUUCUGAGUAAUGGGAUUGAAUGGGUCUGGAAGUCAGAAAAAAGCCGACCUUGCACCCUUGAGGUAAAUGAUAGAGGGCUGGGGGGAUGUAGCUCAUGGUAGAGUGCUUUCCUAGAAAUGCAUAAGGGUCUGGGUUCAAUCUAGCACCACCACAAGAAAAGGAGCAUCACCGUAAAUAACUCAUACCAGGGUUAUUGUAUGUAGUUCUAGUACCCCAAAUAAAUCUGAGUUUGAGCCUUUUCUGUAAAAUUAUACUUUCAAACAAUGAAACAAACACAACUUUGCAAUGAAUGUGUUUGGAAAGUUUUAAAGGUGUGAGAAUUGCUGUUUUCCCACAGCGAACAAACUAGAUUCUAUAAGCUUGGGAUUAUGUAGUUUUUUUCCAUUUAAAUACUUGUAAUUUCUACUUUGUGACCCUGUCUAACGUCUGGAUUUCCUUGCAAAUAAACAUUAAAAGAUA